ACUCAGUCGCAAUAGUACAGUAAUUCUGCAACUAAUCCUGGAUUAAUUCUUAAUUCUUGGUAAUAAUUCAGUAUGUGACAAAUCUCCGUGUAAUUAAUUACCAAUGGUUACCCAGUAUUAAGUGGGUUUAUUAUGGUAGUUAAUGAACUGUAAAAGCAGGUACACAGAUAUAAGGCGCAUACAGGUAACUGUCAAAAUAAUGGACGCACUUGAGUAAAUGAGGGAUCGGGGAAAGCGGGUGCUUCCACACAGGUGUGAUACCUGAGUUAAACCAUUUACAUCCCAUCAUGCUUAGGGUCACGUGUAAAAAUGCUGGGCUGCCUUUUUAUUUUGGCUACCAUGGUCAUUCCCUCAUAGGAUGACAAUACACAGGGCACGAGUGGUCACUGAAUGGUUUGUUGAGCAUGAAAAAAACCGAUGUAAACCAUAUGCCACGGCCGUCUCGGUCGCCACAUCUCAACCCAAUCGAACACUUCUGGAGCGGCGUCUGAGACAGCCAUCCACCACCAUCAAGAAAACACCAAACUAUGGCAUUUCUGGUGGAAGAAUGGUGUUGCAUCCCUCCAGUAGAGUUUCAGACACUUGUAGAAUCUAUGCCAAGGUGUCUUGGAAGAGGUUCUGUCUUGCAGAGGCCCAACACCCUAUUCAGACACUUGUAGAAUCUAUGCCAAGGUGCACGGAAGAGGUUCUGUCUUGCGGAGGCCCAACACCCUACUCAGACACUUGUAGAAUCUAUGCCAAGGUGUCUUGUGGAGGCCCAACACCCUACUCAGACACUUGUAGGAUCUAUGCCAAGGUGUCUUGUGGAGGCCCAACACCCUACUCAGACACUUGUAGGAUCUAUGCCAAGGUGUCUUGUGGAGGCCCAACACCCUACUCAGACACUUGUAGGAUCUAUGCCAAGGUGUCUUGUGGAGGCCCAACACCCUACUCAGACACUUGUAGGAUCUAUGCCAAGGUGUCUUGUGGAGGCCCAACACCCUACUCAGACACUUGUAGGAUCUAUGCCAAGGUGUCUUGUGGAGGCCCAACACCCUACUCAGACACUUGUAGGAUCUAUGCCAAGGUGUCUUGUGGAGGCCCAACACCCUACUCAGACACUUGUAGGAUCUAUGCCAAGGUGUCUUGUGGAGGCCCAACACCCUACUCAGACACUUUACGGUGGUGUUCCCUUUUAUUUAGGCAGUUACCUGUAGGCGCAGUAACACAACAGUGUCCUUGUCCCAGAAGUGAUCUUUAUCACUCGCCUCGGCCUUACGGUCGAUUUGUCUUGUUAAAAAUUGAAGGGAAUUGAACGAUCUUAUUUGGUAAUUAGGGUUGCAAAAUUCCUUGAACUUCCAAUAAAUUCCCUGGUUUUCCAGAAAUCCUGGUCAGAGGAUUCUAGAUUUGCUGCUUUAUUCCCUCUUGAUUAUGGGAAUCUACCACUUGUGAAACCCUAAUUGGUAUUGGUUAAAUCAAUAUUUGUCGAUUUUCAUGUAAGCACCUCUUUUUAAAAUGUUUAAUAAGAGUCUCCUUUUUUUGUUUUUCUGUU
Molecule: messenger RNA, 1531 nt
Organism: Oncorhynchus gorbuscha (pink salmon)
Lineage: Eukaryota; Metazoa; Chordata; Actinopteri; Salmoniformes; Salmonidae
Exons: 2
Coding region: 359-1294 (311 amino acids)
Source: RefSeq, a predicted model, not a curated record